Molecule: messenger RNA, 2843 nt
Organism: Bombus impatiens (common eastern bumble bee)
Lineage: Eukaryota; Metazoa; Arthropoda; Insecta; Hymenoptera; Apidae
Product: SID1 transmembrane family member 1
Exons: 9
Coding region: 432-2768 (778 amino acids)
Cellular component (GO): membrane
Source: RefSeq, a predicted model, not a curated record
AUCCAAUAAAAAUAAUUAGUAUUAAAGUAAUUCAAAUCACAGCGAAAUAUUAAUUUUUUUAAAUACAGAUUCAUUGAUUUAUUUGAUACAUAACAUUCGAUAUAGAGUUCAAGAAUCGUAACUAUGGUUAUCAUACUUAUGUGAUGUGAAUUAAAACGAAGAGUGACAUAUUAUGUAUGUAUUAUAGCAUCAAUAUUGUGAAUGUAAAUAUGCGACAGAUAGCUAUGCAGAAGUAUCUGCAUGGCAAGUUAUCUUUAAAAAAUUAUUUGUCAACGGAAUUAUGAUUCACAAUUCAUGUUGACAUAAAAAAAAACAUACUUUUGUGUUGUUAGUUUUAUAGUUUCAAGAUAGUUAGAGUCGAAUAAACUUAUGUAUGUAGCUUACGAAAAUAGUGGUUGAUAUAAUUACAUACAAAUAUAUAAAUAUUCAACAUGUUGAGUAUGAAGAGGAUUUUAACCGUAUUUGCUCUGUUAUUAUCAUUUGAUCUUCAUCAAGUUAUUCCUUUUCAAACUCUAUCAUUUUCUCCUAUUGUUAUUGUGGCAGAAUAUAAGAAAGAAUAUCAAUAUGUCAUAAACACUACUGUUGAAUAUGUGUUUUUAUAUCCUGUUAAUAAUGUAACUGCAAGAAUAGUAGUUGAAAGUAAUGCUACUACCGAUCUACCUCUUAUAGUGGUUGUUCGUCAAAAAAGAGAAAUCCUAUCAUGGCAAAUCCCCCUUGUAGUUCAAAGCGCAUAUUUUGAUGAUUUAGCAUAUAAUAAAACAAGUCAAACUUUGUGUUCAACCAAUUAUAAUCAAAGUAGACUAGAAGAGGAAGAAGAAUUUAUUACUGUUAGUUUGUCCACUGCUAAUUAUCAAAAUAUUUCAUUUAAACUUAACAUGACAAGACAGUACGAUUUUUAUAUAAGUCCUGGAGAAGAAAGAGUAGUAGAAAUUUCACCAUCCCAACCUAUUUAUUAUGGUUAUACUUUCCCAAGGCAAGCGGAAAGUUCUUCUGUGAUCAUUCGUGUUAGUUCUGAUAGUGAUAUUUGUAUGACAGUUUCAAUACAAAAUACAACAUGUCCUGUGUUUGAUUUAGAGAGGAAUAUUCAAUUUUCUGGUUAUUGGCAAACUGUAAAUCGACAAGGCGGUAUAACUGUGCCAAAACAAGAAUAUCCAUUGGGCUUUUUUGUGGUACUUGUAGUAAAAGGUGAUGAUACAGAUUGUUAUGGAGCUCCUAGUAUGAUUCCUGUACGGAAUAAACGCAUUAAUUUAGCAAUAAAUGCUAGUAUUACCAAACGAGAUUAUGUUAUUGCUUCAGGAGUAGUAGUAUUUAUUAUUUUUAGUUUCUGUAUAGCCUAUGUUGUAAGCAUUGUGAUAUCAAAAAUUAGAAGGGAAAGAAAAAUUAAACAAGAGAUAUUACAUCAAGAAUCAGAGCAAAUUCGUGAACCUAUACCAAGCCCAUCAACGGUAGAAGAGUCUAUUCCACACCGAUCAAUAUCCAUAGAAGAUGAUUCUUCACUGGAUGAAGAUGAUAUCGACUUAAUGGAAGAUGCUUUUUGUGAUAAAGAAAUAAUACGAACAAAACUUGUGCUUUCCGUUUGCGAUUUGGCUCGUAAAGAUCCAAAGAUUCUUAGACAUAAAUCUCGAUUAUAUUUAUAUUAUUUGAUAACAGUUGCUAUUUUUUAUACUUUACCUGCGGUACAGCUGUUAAUUACGUACCAACAUGUACUACAUGUUACUGGCAAUCAAGAUAUGUGUUAUUACAAUUUUUUAUGUGCUCAUCCAUUUUUAUCACUGUCAGAUCUCAAUCAUGUAUUUUCAAAUAUCGGAUACGUCAUGUUGGGUUUUCUAUUUAUAUUUUUAACAUCUUCUCGAGAACAUGAUGAAUUUGAAAGAGAAAAAAAUAAAUGUUAUGGCAUACCACAACAUUAUGGAUUAUUUUAUGCAAUGGGCACUGCGCUCAUUAUGGAAGGAAUACUCUCAGGAAGUUAUCACGUAUGUCCAAAUCGAAGUAACUUUCAAUUCGAUACGAGUUUUAUGUACAUCAUAACAGUGCUAUGUAUGAUCAAGAUUUAUCACAAUCGUCAUCCUGAUAUAAAUGCCCGAGCAUCAGUUACAUUUGCAAUGUUAGCAUUCAUCAUCUUCAUAGGAUUGUUGGGAGUCUUAUAUGGUUCAAUAUACUUUUGGGUUCUGUUUACUAUCGUACAUUUGCUCACUUGUCUUUAUAUGACUAUUCAAAUUUACUACAUGGGGCGAUGGAAAGUUAGAACGUUAUUGAUAAGAGUAAUACAGAUUAGUAAACAUGAUGCCCGUUCUGGAAUUAGAUAUUUCUUUCGGCCUUUAUAUAUGGGACGUUUUAUUAUACUUAUUGUAGGAAAUUUGUGGAACGUUGCUCUCGCAGUACUUGGGAAUAUGCACAGCGAGAAAAAUUUCGCAACGUUUCUGUUGGCUGUAUUAAUGUCUAAUUUAAUUUUAUAUACUUUUUUUUAUAUUGUUAUGAAGGUUUGUCACAAAGAACGAAUUCUACUUCAACCAGCGAUUUAUAUUGUGUUAUCAAUCGCGUUUUGGGGCGCCGCUUUAUAUUUUUUUAUACACAAUUCUAUCUCGUGGGAGCUAACCCCAGCACAAUCGCGCAAUUAUAAUAAACCCUGCAUACUCCUAAACUUUUUUGAUAGUCAUGACAUUUGGCAUUUUUUGUCAGCUUUAGCAAUGUUUUUUUCAUUUAUGGUAUUGCUUACUCUAGAUGAUGAUCUAAUUGAUGUGCAUCGAAGUCAGAUUUCAGUCUUUUAAGGACAAUGACACGAACGAAGAGAGUAUCGAGAAUUUUUAUGUCUCAAACGAUAUGACUGCAUGUAAUAUAUGUAC